AUGCAGGAGGUGGAGUGUAUAGAGGAACACAGGGGUCUGUACAAGGACGUGAUGAUGGAGAGUCACCGGCCCCUUAUAUCACUGGAUAGACCCAGUAACAGAGAUAUCUCAGAGAGAUGUCCCCGUCCUCUGUAUUCCCAGGACUGUACAGAGGAGUAUCACAGGAUCCCACAGGAGGAUCAGGGUGAAGCCAAAUUAAAUAAUAUUAAAAUCAAAGAUACAGAGGGAGAAGAAGAGACGUAUGUGACUGAUAUAAAGGCAGAAGAUACAGAGGGAGAAGAAGAGACGUAUGUGACUGAUAUAAAGGCAGAAGAUACAGAGGGAGAAGAAGAGACAUAUGUGACUGAUAUAAAGGCAGAAAGUAUAGAGGGAGAAGAAGAGACGUAUGUGACUGAUAUGAAGGCAGAAGAUAUAGAUGGAGAAGAAGAGACGUAUGUGACUGAUAUAAAGGCAGAAGAUAUAGAGGGAGAAGAAGAGACGUAUGUGACUGAUAUAAAGGCAGAAGAUAUAGAGGGAGAAGAAGAGACGUAUGUGACUGAUAUAAAGGCAGAAGAUAUAGAGGGAGAAGAAGAGACAUAUGUGACUGAUAUAAAGGCAGAAGAUAUAGAGGGAGAAGAAGAGACGUAUGUGACUGAUAUAAAGGCAGAAAGUAUAGAGGGAGAAGAAGAGACGUAUGUGACUGAUAUAAAGGCAGAAGAUAUAGAGGAAGAAGUAGAGAUGUAUGUGACUGAUAUAAAGGCAGAAGAUAUAGAGGAAGAAGAAGAGAUGUAUGUGACUGAUAUAAAGGCAGAAGAUAUAGAGGGAGAAGAAGUGACGUAUGUGACUGAUAUAGAGACAGAAGAUACAGAGGGAGAAGAAGAGACGUAUGUGACUGAUAUAAAGGCAGAAGAUAUAGAGGGAGAAGAAGUGACGUAUGUGACUGAUAUAAAGGCAGAAGAUAUAGAGGGAGAAGAAGAGACGUAUGUGACUGAUAUAAAGGCAGAAGAUCUAGAGGGAGAAGAAGAGACGUAUGUGACUGAUAUAAAGGCAGAAGAUAUAGAGGGAGAAGAAGAGACGUAUGUGACUGAUAUAAAGGCAGAAGAUAUAGAGGGAGAAGAAGAGACGUAUGUGAGGGGUGAUCAGCAGUGUAAGGAGGAGGAGAUCCCUACAGAUAUCACAGCCUUUCUUCAUUGA
Molecule: messenger RNA, 1173 nt
Organism: Pseudophryne corroboree (corroboree frog)
Lineage: Eukaryota; Metazoa; Chordata; Amphibia; Anura; Myobatrachidae
Product: retinitis pigmentosa 1-like 1 protein
Exons: 4
Coding region: 1-1173 (390 amino acids)
Source: RefSeq, a predicted model, not a curated record